AUGUCCCUCAAACUCUCAAACGCGGAGGAAUGCGAUGCAGGCGACAUCGCAGAUAUCCAUUUUGCAUCGUUCGGCGAGAACAUGAUGCUUCGGGGAGGAGUCCCAACACCCGCCCUACGUGCAGGAUUGCGAAUCUCGUUGAUGGAGAAAGCCCGUGAAGAAAUUCGCGAUCCGCAAUGGGUUGUGCUAGUCGUUCGCAAUCAAAAUGAGAUCAUUAGCUUUGCGAAAUGGAUGCGACCUGUCCUUGAUGCCGACUCGUAUGUUGAGGUUCCCUGGCGAUGGCCCGAAGGCACCAGGAUGGACAUCCUGAAUGAAUGGGCUAGAAAAGUGGAGGAUGCGAGCAGCAGUGUUAUUGGUAGUACGCCUUGCUACUGUUUGAGCUUUAUUGGAACGCAUCCCAGGUAUGAAAGGCGCGGUGCGGCCACGAUGCUCAUACGGAAUGGUUUUGGAGCGCAGCGUGAAGGAGAACGUUCCGAUACAGCUCGAGAGCACCAUAGUUGCAUGGCCGUUGUACAAAAGGCUCGGGUUUGA
Molecule: messenger RNA, 531 nt
Organism: Histoplasma mississippiense
Lineage: Eukaryota; Fungi; Ascomycota; Eurotiomycetes; Onygenales; Ajellomycetaceae
Exons: 2
Coding region: 1-531 (176 amino acids)
Source: RefSeq, a predicted model, not a curated record